This is a messenger RNA of Alosa alosa (allis shad), 5454 nucleotides long. RefSeq names its product zinc finger, MYND-type containing 8 (gene zmynd8). Bases 397 to 4200 code for a protein of 1267 amino acids. Lineage: Eukaryota; Metazoa; Chordata; Actinopteri; Clupeiformes; Clupeidae. The transcript is spliced from 21 exons. Gene Ontology annotation, molecular function: protein binding. Gene Ontology annotation, biological process: regulation of DNA-templated transcription. The record is from RefSeq and is a predicted model, not a curated record.
AGUGGUGGAGGAAAGAGGAGAGAGAAGGCAAGAAACCCUCCCUGCAUUGCAGCAGAGGAUCUGAGCCGGGAGAGGGGAAAAGAGGGAGCUAGUGUGGCACACUGCGUCUGCCGCCCAAUCACAUGCCUCCGUGUGGUGCUCAAACCAAUCGGUAGCCCACAGCUGAGGUUAAAGAUUGACAAUCGCACUGAGAGCAGCAGCAGGGAGAGCAGGGCCCUUCUGGAAAUUUCUGCACCCAUCUUUGUCUCAUCCCCUACCAGCCUCAUAAUUUGAAAAGAAAAGAAAAAAAUAACAGUAUUUUUAAAAGCCCCUGGCUGAAGAACCUGUAUUUUGUAUCCUUAAAGAAAAAGUUUGGCAGAGGAGGAGGUGAAAGUGGAGUCGGAUGCUGUUGAGGGGAUGGAGAUUUCAACACGAUCCAAAGUUGCAGGUGUUGAGUCUGGGUCAGUGGAUCGGACUGCCCAGAAGCGCAAGGUGCCCAGCCCUCCUCACUCAUCCAAUGGACACUCUCCAUCAGAGACCUCCCCAAGCCCCAUGAAGAAGAAGAAGAAGCCAGGGGCAGUGAACAGCAGCAAAGACCAGUCUGAGCUAAGACAUGGUCCCUUUUACUAUGUGAAGCAGCCAGCACUCACCACAGACCCUGUUGAUGUUGUACCGCAGGACGGCCGCAACGACUUCUACUGCUGGGUGUGCCACCGCGAGGGCCAGGUGCUCUGCUGUGAGCUGUGCCCGCGUGUGUACCACGCUAAGUGCCUGAAACUAGCAGCAGAGCCCGAGGGCGACUGGUUCUGCCCCGAGUGUGAGAAAAUCACUGUAGCAGAAUGCAUAGAGACUCAGAGUAAGGCCAUGACCAUGCUAACGUUAGACCAGCUGUCUUACCUGCUUAAGUUCGCUCUGCAGAAGAUGAAGCAGCCGGGUGACCAGCCUCGCUCCUCAUCUCACUCCCCACACGCUACUACUUCGCAGAGAAAGGCUUAUAAUUGGACUGAGCCCUUUCAGAAGCCAGUGUCCCUGGAACAGCAUCCAGACUACGCUGAGUACAUCUUCCACCCCAUGGACCUCUGCACACUGGAGAAGAACAUCAAAAAGAAAAUGUACGGAUGCACUGAGGCCUUCUUAGCGGAUGUCAAGUGGAUUUUGCACAACUGUAUAAUUUACAAUGGAGGCAAUCACAAACUCACAGCUACUGCUAAAGUCAUUGUACGAAUUUGUGAACAUGAGAUGAACGAGAUUGAAGUGUGUCCAGAGUGCUACCUGUCAGCAUGCCAGAAGAGAGACAACUGGUUUUGUGAGCCUUGUAGUAACCCCCAUCCUCUGGUUUGGGCCAAACUGAAGGGAUUCCCUUUCUGGCCAGCAAAAGCUCUGCGAGACAAAGAUGGACAGGUGGAUGCUCGCUUCUUUGGUCAACAUGACAGGGCAUGGGUACCUAUCAACAACUGCUACCUCAUGUCCAAAGAGAUUCCCUUCUCUGUGAAGAAGACCAAGAGCAUUUUCAACAGCGCCAUGCAAGAGAUGGAGGUCUACGUGGAGAAUAUCCGCAAGAAGUUCGGCGUCUUCAACUACGCUCCUUUCCGCACGCCGUACACGCCCGACAACCAGUUCCAGAUGCUGCUGGACCCAUCCAACCCGGCGGCGGGCUCCGUCAAGCCAGAGAAGCAGGAGAAGAUCAAGUUCAACUUUGACAUGACCGCCUCUCCCAAGAUGAUCCUGGGCAAGAGCAUGUUGUCCAGCAGUGGCAGCGGAGCAGGAGGGGGCAUGAGCGCGCCCGCCGGGAGGCGGAUCUCGGUGACGGACAUGCCUCGUUCUCCAAUGAGCACGAACUCGUCGGCCCACACAGGCUCUGACGGGGAGCAGGAAGGGACAGAGAAGGGCGGCCAGGCCAGAGCCCCCCCUGGACACUACAGUACCGGAGAGGAAUCUCAAGACUGCACAGCCUCACCUGCAACACCAGCCAAGCCAGGUGCUACAGGCAUCCUCCUGGACAGCCCAAAACCAUUCCACUCUCAAGCACCAUCCGCAACGGUCAAGCAGGAGAAGGCCCCUGCUACAGGCAGCAUCUUGAACCUCAACCUCGACCGCAGUAAGGCGGAGAUGGACCUGAAGGAGCUGAGCGAGAGCGUGCAGCAGCAGCAGCAGCAGCAGGGAGCGCCACCCCUACUUACCUCCCCCAAGAGGCAGAUCCGGAGCCGCUUCCAGCUUAACCUCGACAAGACCAUCGAGAACUGCAAGGCCCAGCUGGGCAUCAAUGAGAUCUCUGAGGAUGUGUACAAGGGCGUGGAGGACUCGGAGGAGUCGGACAAGUCGGACUCGAGCGACAGCGAGUACGCCAGCGACGACGAGCAAAAGCCCGGCAAGGAGGGCCAAGAGUCCGGCGGCACGGGCUCCAACAAGCCCGAGAAGGACGCGUCCAAGAAGAAGACGACGAAGGCAUCGACUUCGACAACCUCACCUCCCGCCGAGGAGCAGGAGAAGAGUAGUCCGGACGGGGGGGCGUCGUCAGCAGGGUCGGGGUCGGGGUCAACCUCAGUGCCCAAAUCAGAGCCUGCAGCCAAGGCUGGUCCCGAAGACCCCGCGGGCAAAGACAAGCAGGGGUCCGACGCCGAGAAGGACGCCCCCGAGAGACCCAAAGCAGCGCCGCCGGAGUCCCCGCUGGCCCGGGACAAGCCCAGAGGCUCGGAGGAAGGACGGCCGCCUCCGACACUGAACGCAGACAUGGACUCCGACUCGGAGAGGGAGCUGGUCAUCGACCUGGGGGACGAGCAGGGAGGAAGAGAGAGGAAGAGAAGCAGGAGAGAGUCGGCCGCAGCCUCGGCGCUUAAAGAGGCCAGCACCGCCGCCAAGUCAGAUGGUAAAGCCCCCAUCACCACUAGUGCGGUAACACCGUCUCAACAAAACACCCCAGUCUGCUCUUCGCCGGGUCCCAAAGACCUCGCCCAGCCUUCUGCGCCCACCCCUCCCAGCAUCCUCUCCUUCCCCACGGCGCUCCUCUCCUCCUCCACCCCUCUCCCAGGUUCCGCUUCUGCCUCCACCUCCUCCACCACCACCACCUCCUCCGCCGCCUCUGCGUCCUCCCCGGUGGCGCCGGUCGCCGCGGUGAAGAAGCAGCGGCCGCUGCUGCCACGGGAGACGGUGCCCGUGGUGCAGCGUGCGGUGGUGUGGAACCCCACGGCCAAGUUCCAGACGUCGUCGCAGAAGUGGCACAUGCAGAAGGUGCAGCGGCAGCAGCAGAGCGGGCAGCCACAAGCGCAGACGCCGCAGACUCCGGCGCAGACGCCACAGACUCCAGCGCAGGUGCAGGCACAGGUGCAGACGCAGCCCCAACGCAGCCAGCAGCAGCAGCAGGUCUUAUCCACAUCUGGGGCUCAGCAAGCAUCAUCCAGCACGCGCUAUCAGACACGACAGGCUGUUAAAGCAGUCCAGCAGAAGGAGUCCCCCCACAGCGUCUCCACGUCCUCUGUUACCUUGGUGACCACCUCCCCAGUAUCUGUGGCCAUCGCCACAGCGACACCUGGCGGCUCCAUGAGCAGCUCCUCCUCAUCCUCGUCUCCUGCUGUCGUGGCAACCGACCUGCACAUCCCCACUGCCUCAGCCGACCAGGCGGCCGAUAUCGCCAAAUACACAACCAAGAUAAUGGAUGCAAUCAAGGGGACCAUGACUGAGAUCUACAAUGACUUGUCCAAGAGCACCUCAGGCAACACAAUAGCAGAGAUCCGGCGGCUGAGGAUUGAGAUUGAGAAACUGCAGUGGCUACAUCAGCAGGAGCUCUCGGAGAUGAAGCACAACCUGGAGCUGACCAUGGCAGAGAUGCGUCAGAGCCUGGAGCAGGAGCGUGAGCGGCUGGUGGCGGAGGUGAAGAAGCAGAUGGAGGUGGAGAAGCAGCAGGCCGUGGACGAGACCAAGAAGAAGCAGUGGUGCGCCAACUGCCGCAAGGAGGCCAUCUUCUACUGCUGCUGGAACACCAGCUACUGCGACUACCCCUGCCAGCAAGCCCACUGGCCCGAGCACAUGAAGUCCUGCACACAGUCGGCCACCGCCUCCCAGCAGGAGCCCGAGACAGAGCAGUGCACAGACACCCCUGCGAAGGUGUGCGGUCAGCCAGGCAGUACACACAACUCCCCCAAAGAGGGGGCGUCGAUGGCGGGCACGCAGCCGAACUCGGACCUGGAGAAGGGCAAAGACAGUGUGACCGUCAGCUUGGCGUAGCACUCCCUUCCCCUGAGGAACAGCACUUAAUCUCUGUACUGUAAAGAAAAGAAGAAGAAACUACAGUCUAUUUGUUCACUACAGAAAAUAUGUUUUUAAUUGUUUGUUUUUGUUUGUUUGUUUGUUUUGAACCAGAUGUUUCUGUUUUCAACCUGUUCUCUUGGAACCCCAAGGCUGCUUUUCUUUGACUUCAGUUAUGCUGAAAAGAAUCCUCCCAUCCUCUGAAGAUCUAAAAGUAGAACUUUGCUCGGCCAUUUUUAAUCUGGAUGGAAAUAUCUUCACUGUGAAUAUUGCCACGAAGAGAACAUCUCUGUUCUUUGUUUCCCUCCAUUUGUACAAUCUGUGUCUAUCAGCCUUUCUGUGGUGGCAAGAGUAGGAUUGCAUACCCGGGCAUGAACGAGAGUGCAUUAUUUUUAUACUGUAGCCAGCGUACUUUCUUUCCCUUUCCUUUGCAUCACACUUAUUUAAGUUAAAUUAUUAUCCGCGUUUACACAAAAAGAAUGUUUGCCAAAUGAGACAAUGCAAGGGGAACGCCUGCAGCAUACUGGUGAGAUUUGCAAUCAGUUAACCUUGAAUACAUUGCUUUUGUUAAUGUUGUCAUAUUCACCAUUGGGGUCAGCAAAUAAAAGUGACUUGCGAGAAAUUCCACAGAAUUUUUAACUAUAAGAAUGAACAUUUGUAUGCUUAUUUUAUGCAGCACCCCAGCUAGACCUGCUUAAGGACCUUUGCCAUUUCUGCUCACUAUAUUACCUUACGUUUGCACACUGAAUAGGCGGGGACCCAUAGUCAAGAAUGUCACAUACGGACCACUGUAGGCCAAUGUUUGUGUCUACUACUUUGAAGAGACCCGAUUCCAUGAAUGCUAAUGACAUGACGACAUAAACAUUUGAUUUAAUGUGCAAUGCGAUUCAGAACACAAUGUGACAAACUCACAGAGCUGACUCUGUGGGGGUUUGGAUUGGGCCUUAGUCAUGAUGAUUGCGUGAUACUGCCUGCUCCUUCACAGCUUCUCCUGACAUCCUGCUUGAAUGCUUCGCCACCAGAGACCAACGCCGGGCAGGCACCUGUCAUGUAUGACCCAGGAGACUUCCACUACCUGGUUCAGUGGCCUGUGAAUACUUCCUUUAGUUUUAAUGCUGUUGUUCAUCCACAAGCCACUGGGUUCUGUUGUUGACUGUACAUGUAUAUUUUCCUGUGAGGCGUCCUCACGACUGUUUACAUAUUGUAAAUAAAAACAGUUUUGGUGGUCUGAAA